This is a messenger RNA of Aplysia californica (California sea hare), 3215 nucleotides long. RefSeq names its product RNA-binding protein 42. NCBI's taxonomy places the organism in Eukaryota, Metazoa, Mollusca, Gastropoda, Aplysiida, Aplysiidae. Gene Ontology annotation, molecular function: mRNA binding. The coding region runs from base 6 to 1760 and encodes 584 amino acids. The transcript has 8 exons. The record is from RefSeq and is a predicted model, not a curated record.
ACAAGAUGGCGUCGAUUAGCAAAGAACGUUUGAGGGAGAUGGAGGAGGAGAUGGACCGCUUUGAGGCGGAGAUCCAAGCCCCCGGCGGCCCUCCCCGUCCCGGCGGAAGCUUCAUCUUGGGUGCCAACACCUUUGACAAGGUCCAGGCACAGUUAUCCUCCCUCAGGCAGGAGUCCUCACGGUUACAGCGGCAGAAACUGCGGCAAGAGAGCGAUGAGGAGGAGGAGGAGGAGGAUGAAGACUUCCGGGACCAGGACAUGCGGCUUCCGCAAGUUGGUCAGAAGAGAAAGUUCCAAGAACCUGUACCGGGCAACGAGUUCCACGACAUCGAUGAGAGGCCUGGCCGACCGCAAGGUCCCCUGGUGCCACCACCUCCCCCACCCCCACAGUCCCUCCCCAGGUCUGCCCCUCCACAGAGGCCAGUCUCACAGGAUAUGUCUCUCGCAUCAGUGCUGGCUCCUCCCCCUCCUCCCCCACCAGAGCCCGAAGGCAGGGCCAACCAGGGCUCCACCCUAUCAUUCAAACCCUACGGCCCAGGGGAGGGGCCUAAUGUGCCGCGACCCUCCUUUAUGCCCCCACAGCUGAGGCACCGCCCCCCACAGCCUCCGCCAGGCCACCGGCCGCCUUUUGGCCGACCGCCCAUGAGGAUGGGGGGGCCCAUGUGCCACCCCAUGGGAGGAGGGCCCCCAGGACCUCCCGGACCACCAGGACCGCCCGGACCCCCGAUGGGAGGGCCUCCAGGGCCCAUGCGUCCCCCGCCACCUCCUCCUCCUCACCCCAUGAUGGGACAUCAGGGUCCAAACAUGGGGCCUCACGGGCCAAAUAUGGGGCCUCACGGUCCAAACCUGGGGCCCCCUCCUCCUCCUCCCCCACCACCCAUGGCUAUGGGGCCAGGGCCUCCUCACAUGGCCCCACCAAUGGGACCCCCUGCUGGUAUGCCGGCCCCGGGACCCCAGGUGGUGCCUCCCCCCAGGCCUCCUGGUGUUGAGGCAGGAAAUGUCCAGUACAUGACGCCUGCCGCAGAAAUCUCGGCUAAGCCAGUCAUUAUAGCCCAGCCCAAAGUGGUGUACUCAGCCGCCCCACAGAUCACCGUUGAAAGGAAAGAGAAGAAGAAGAAGAAAAAGAAACUCAAAACUGGCGAGGCGAGUGCGGAGGGGAGAGAAUCGACCGACCAGAUUGGACCCAGCAUUCCCCUGACCCCGUCAUCCUUUGCCAAAAUGACAGAGGAGGACCGGUCAGUGACUGACAUGGACGUGGCCCCUCAUAGUACCAUGAUCGGGGGCAUCAUGGCCACGACCUCCGUGACCCCCGGCGUGCCCAAUCAGGGGAUGAUGGUUGCCAACGUGCCGCCUCCCACCUCCAAGAAGGAGAAAAAGAAGAAAGAAAAAAAGUUCAUCCGUCUGGCAGCCAACACUACUUGGGAGGACCCUACGCUGUCAGAGUGGCAGCAAGACGACUUCCGCAUGUUCUGCGGUGACCUGGGUAAUGAAGUGACAGACGAGACCCUUGUUCGGGCGUUCAACAAAUAUCCCGGCUUCCUCAAGGCCAAGGUUGUACGAGACCGAAGGACGAACAAGACCAAGGGCUACGGCUUUGUCAGCUUCAAAGACCCUGUGGACUUCACUCGAGCCAUGAGAGAAAUGAACGGGAAGUACGUUGGCAACAGACCCAUCAAGCUGAGGAAGAGCAACUGGAAGGACAGAAACAUCGAGGUGGUUAAGAAGAAAGAAAAGGAAAAGAAGAGGCUAGGACUCAAAUGAUCGCUAGGAACAUUUAAUUUAGCUCCAAAUUCCCCCCCUCCCUUUUUUCCCUCUUCCCUUAAGGUGCAUUGUUCUCCACCAGUCGGAAUGUUAUUUUUCCGAAAGCGUAAAUGGCUUUUCAUAAAAGCAUCUCAUGAACACAGGGUCUGAAGCCGGAUCUUUUCCAAAAGGCCAUAAAGGAAUAUACUUUGGAGUCUGCUUAAACCGAAUACAAUAAAUCCUAAAACAGCCCUUAACUGAAAGAAAAUAAACUUCCCAGGGCUUUUUUUCCUUCUAUUUGUGCAACCUGUCUAAUCCAAAAACUCAGCUAAACGGAGGAAACUCUGACAGACCCACAGAUUUCAGUUAAGCGGACUCCACGGUACAUUGUUCUCAGUUUGAUGGACCACCGGUGGGUGUCUGCAGUAUUAGUUGGACGUCGAGGUCGGGGGGUGGGGGGUGGGGGCUCUCUUUGUCUGACUGUAAAGUAGUAUGUGACAAUUUGAUGGACCACCGAUAGGUGUAUGCAGCGACAGUUAGGCGUGGAAUUCUGGGCGAGAACUCUCUUAUGACUGUAGAGUAGUAUCUGACUGAUUGACCACCGGUGGGUGUCUGAAGUAGUAGUUGGACGUAGAGGUCAGGGGAGAAAGCUCUCUCAGUCUGACUGUAAAGUAGUAAGUGACUGUUUGAUGGACCUCCAGUGGGUGUCUACUGUAAAGUAGUAUGUGACUGUUUGAUGGACCUCCAGUGGGUGUCCACUGUAAAGUAGUAUGUGACUGUUUGAUGGACAGUAGUAUGUGACUGUUUGAUGGACAGUAGUAUGUGACUGUUUGAUUGACAGUAGUAUGUGACUGUUUGAUGGACAGUAGUAUGUGACUGAUGGACCUCCAGUGGGUGUCCACUGUAAAGUAGUAAGUGACUGUUUGAUGGACAGUAGUACAUGUAUGUGACAGUUUGAUUGAUCACCGGUGAGUGUCUGUGGCAGUAGUUGGGCGGGGAGCACUGGGGGAGAACUCUCUCUGUCUGAUUGUAAAGUAGUAUCUGACUAUUUGACAGUUUUAUGCAAGAAUGUGGGUGCUUUUAUUUGUAUGUGAGUCGAUGUAUGGGAGUGAAUGGUAGUAAGUUUGUGGGAGUUUUGGAGGAGUUACUCAUGCGUGAAUGGAAUUCAUUGUUGCAACUUUGACAUAUGUCAGUUGCCCUAGAAUGUGAGUGUUUCUAAAGAUACACAUGCAUAUUCUGGGCAGGUUUCACACCGCUCAUAUUCUGGACAGGUUUCACACCGUAUAGUCUGGUUUGAAAAUGCGAAGAAGAUGAACAGUUUGAAACUUACACCUACAAACGGCAUCUCUUUUAUAAUGUUUCAUUGUUCACCUCAGUUUGGUCAUGCUUGUGAGAAACGUCAAUCUUACUGACAGUUUUAGUUUGAUUGUGGAUGCUUUGCGAAGAGAAUAAAAGUUGUGUAAUCUUGUAUGAAAA